Molecule: messenger RNA, 1628 nt
Organism: Tilletiaria anomala UBC 951
Lineage: Eukaryota; Fungi; Basidiomycota; Exobasidiomycetes; Georgefischeriales; Tilletiariaceae
Product: carbohydrate esterase family 4 protein
Exons: 4
Coding region: 140-1414 (424 amino acids)
Biological process (GO): carbohydrate metabolic process
Cellular component (GO): membrane
Molecular function (GO): chitin deacetylase activity
Source: RefSeq, a predicted model, not a curated record
UGCAGGCAGCAAGAACAUGCCUUCAUACAAAUACCGCUGACGAAGACAUGCACUUUCUGUUGACCUUCCCCCACGAUGCUUCCUCACCAAUUUCCUUAUUGUCAUCCCUUGCUCACUCAUCGCACAUUCUUGGUCUAACAUGCGAUUUCAAAGCACUCUAAUCCCGCUGGCGGCAUGCUGCACACUCGCAGCUGCCGUCGUUGCGCAGCCCGUCCGCUUUGUCAAGCGAGCGGGCGUCACAUGGCCUGCACCAUUUGCCACGCCGCCCCGGUCUAUGACACCGCAACCGUGGAUCGACGCGCUGAAUGCCGCCGUCGCCACCGGCAAGAUCCCGAGCAUCCCGCGCUCCCAGAAUGUAAAUGGGCCCUUGAAGUACCCCGAUGGUGUGAACCCCGCCGAUCCAUCCGUCUGCAACUGGUCGUACAGCCAAUGCGAAGGUCCGAAUGACAUCACUUCUGCUCCGCAAGGUCAGGUUGCCAUUAACUUUGACGAUGGCCCGUCGCAAGGGACAAACGAGUUGUUGAACUUCUUGCAAACGAACAGCCAGAGCGCCACGCACUUCCUCAUCGGCAGCAAUAUUCUAACGAACCAAGAUGCGUUCCAACAAAUGGCAAAGUCCCCCCUGCAUCACCUCGCCGACCACACUUGGUCCCAUCCGUCUUUCAUCACAGCCUUGUCCAACGAGGACGUCGUUGCAGAAAUUGGAUGGUGCAUGGAGAUCAUCUUCCAGCUGUCCGGCAAGGUCCCAGCCUUCUGGCGACCUCCACAAGGCGACGCUGACAACCGUAUUCGCGCGAUCGCCGAGCACGUAUUUGGCCUCACGCUCGUCAGCUGGUCUGGUGACUCGAACGACUGGGAGCUGAGAGAAGGCAGUGGCAGCGUCGGCGACUCGCCCGCGCAGGUCUGCACCAACAUCCACCAAGCGUUCGGCAGCUUGACCAGCCAGGGCAAGGGUGUCCUCGUGCUCGAGCACGAGCUGACCGAUCAGAGCGUCCACGCGUUCGAGUGGUGCACCUGGCCGCUGGUACAGCAGUUCAACCUCCAAGCCCGGAACAUUGCGCAGCUUGGCGACACGCCCGGCAAGCCCUGGUACGCCAAUGCGCUCAACAACACCGCGCCCGUCAGCGCGCAGCAGGGUAUCCUGUCCAUGCAACGGCAGGAGAUCAUCGCGUCUGCUGGGUCUGGUAACCAAACGAGAACAAUGUCUAGUACGACUGCCAGCAGCCUCACCAUCUCCACAAGCGCAGCGUCAAGCGCGAGUAGCCACAAGGCUGUCGCCUCUGCCGCACCGGCACCAACUUCCGUGCAGAUAGGCCACACGUCCACUGCUGCGCUGUCGGCGAGCCGCAGCUCUUGCGCCUCGGCUGCAGCACUGUUAGUCACCCUCUCAGUAUCUGCUGCAUUUUUCCUCUGAGCAGCAUCACGACGCGCCCCCUUCCUCUCCACGCCAUGGCGCAUAAUGAGCACACUCAACGAUCGGCAUACACUACGGACACUUGUAAUACUAUUUUCCUUUGCACCCGUAUCGCAUAUUGCAAAUUUUGUAUUCAAGUUGCAACUGCAUUAAUUGACUGAUAGACCUCAUGAACGAUGACGAGCGAGAAUUUGUACUGCGCUGAGCAAUCCGC